CGAAUCGGCAGGGGCUGAAGCGAGAUAAGACAGAUAAGCACGCAACCUUUUGGCCUGGCCAGGCUGGAAGCGUCCACGGGGUUAUUGCGACACUGCGACACCGCGACACCUCAGCCAGCUCAGCAAAGCUCAGCGCCAACCCUCCACUAACUUUAGUCUCACCUAUCAAUUCUUCCUACUCUUGACCGACGACCGCACUCGAUUACCUUUUCAUACUCCAUUCGUUCCCAAUCUUUAUGUUCGGCAUGCAAAGUACGACAUAUUAACGACGUAGUCCGUUUGUUUUUUCCGUCCUCGUACGGCUUACCGUCUCAUAUCGUAACCUCCGAUUUUGUCAGCAUCUACUUUGAUAUACCUCUAUCUCUCCCUAUCUCGCUCAUAACUUAUCGCCGCUCAUAGCCUCAUCUUUCAUUCUUCGCUUCGCUUCGCUUCUCUUUUCUUUCUCGUUCCUUUUGUUGAACCCCAAGUUGGGGAAAGAGACAUGAUACCUUAACAACUAAUCAAAUUCAUUUACCUCCCUGUUUAAAAAUGACGCUGUCGGAUCAAGUCUACAAUGCUCGCAUCGUGUCGAGCGUUGCCGCGACUAUCAUCUCUCUAGCUUGUGGUACAAAUUAUGUCUAUUCAGCAUGGGCUCCCCAAUUUGCGGACAAGUUACUCUUGUCUGCUACAGAGAGCAACUUAAUCGGAAUGGCGGGUAACUUGGGCAUGUAUUCCAUGGGAGUACCCGUAGGUUUAUUCGUCGAUAGUAAAGGACCUCGGCCUGCCGUUAUGGUGGGAGCUUUUCUACUCGGCCUAGGUUACGUUCCGCUUCAUCAAGCAUACGAUGCUGGCCAUGGAUCCGUCGCUUGGAUGUGUUUUGUGUCGUAUCUAACCGGCCUCGGCGGUUGUAUGGCAUUUGCCGCCGCCGUGAAGACUUCGGCUUUAAACUGGCCACACCAUCGCGGCACCGCGACCGCAUUCCCUCUCGCCGCCUUUGGUCUAAGCGCGUUCUUCUUUUCCCUUAUCGGCUCCGUAUUAUUCCCCGGCAGCCCUAGCAAAUUCUUGAUGUUGCUUGCAUACGGCACUUUCGGAUUGACUUUUAUCGGAUUCUUUUUCCUGCGUGUGCUUCCACCACAUUCGCCAUACCAUGCGGUGCCUGACGCAGAGCCAGGUAUCACAGACUCUCGAGAGUUACACCGCACCACGUCGGCCGAAUCAAAAGGCCGCGGGAACCCAUCUGAACCUGGUAUGUCGCCCAACAUUACUGACACCAACAAUAAUACCAUCACCACAAAAUCCAAUAAAACCACCCCAGAAACCUCAAAGCGAGAGGACGAGGCGGGAGAUACUCGAAAAUCCCCGAAUUCCAAAGGACACAGCCCAGCGGUUGAGGCAGACGCCGAGGAUGCGGCGUCAGGCACCCGGGACGGUGCCGAUGAGACGUCUUCGCUCCUGUCCCAGUCUACCUUGUCCUCCUCCCUGCCAGGUGAAGUCUUAGUGCAGAGCAGUGUUGAUAUGGAUCGUUCUCACCGUGUAGAUAUUCGUGGCUUCAACCUUCUGAAGAAUAUCGAGUUCUGGCAGCUGUUUACCAUCAUGGGCAUCCUCUCCGGUAUCGGCCUCAUGACUAUCAAUAAUAUUGGAAACGACGUCACGGCGCUCUGGAAGCACUAUGACGAUUCUAUCGACGACAAGACACUCGUCCUGCGCCAGCAGCUACACGUGUCCAUCCUGUCUAUCGGUAGCUUCUCUGGCCGCCUACUCAGCGGUGUGGGAUCUGACUUCCUCGUUAAGGUCUUACACGCGAGUCGCGUGUGGUGCCUCGUAAUCGCCUCGGGUAUUUUCUCCAUCGCCCAGCUCUGCGCCCUCAACAUGACCAACCCUCACCUCCUCGGCUUCGUAUCCGGUUUUAGCGGUCUUGGCUAUGGUUUCCUGUUUGGCGUAUUCCCGUCCAUUGUCGCCGAGUCCUUCGGUAUCCACGGCUUAUCGCAGAACUGGGGCUUCAUGACUCUUUCACCCGUUAUCAGUAGCAACAUCUUCAACCUAUUCUACGGAACCGUGUUCGACGGACAUUCCGUCGUUGAGAGCGAUGGGACUAGGUCCUGCGACGAUGGACUUGAGUGCUACCGCGCCGCAUACUUUGUUACCCUCGGUGCAUGUGGUCUUGGUUUUGUGGUAACCCUCUGGGUUAUCUGGCACCAGCGACGAGCUAGACUCGCGGAGUCCGCUGGGAAGAGCAUUGCAAGGGAGUAACAUGAAGCGAUAUACUAGUAUCAUACUAUACUAUACAAUACCAUAUUAUAACAUGUAUAUGUGUAAAGAGUAUGUAAGGUGGGAGGGGCAGGCUACCUAAUUAUCUCACAACGGGUUUGGGGUAAGAGAUUUAUUCGGAAAUCUGCAGGCACGGACAUAACUUUACAUACAUACCAUUACCUGAUCUCGGUGGCGUUAUUUUGUUAAAUCUUUUGGGUUAGGGAUCAGGUUAUAUAGAGGAGGGUAUGGUACGUGCCUAUAUAGAUAGAUUGAGGAAAUAGACUUUGGUAUGAAUCUGACCGUCG
Molecule: messenger RNA, 2534 nt
Organism: Hypoxylon trugodes
Lineage: Eukaryota; Fungi; Ascomycota; Sordariomycetes; Xylariales; Hypoxylaceae
Product: MFS general substrate transporter
Exons: 3
Coding region: 529-2229 (566 amino acids)
Biological process (GO): transmembrane transport
Cellular component (GO): membrane
Molecular function (GO): transmembrane transporter activity
Source: RefSeq, a predicted model, not a curated record